AUUUUGGCGGGUUUCUCUGAGCUCUCCACCCUGGCAGAAGGAAACAGCUCAAAGGCGCGAACUUCACUCCUCUUUUGUCUCCGAGAAUUCGGCCACGCCAUUGACCAACGAGGGUGUUUUGCUUUCCAGCCUUUGUUGUGGCCCGAAUCUGGCACCGUCCUUGCCUCAUGGUUUCUUGACGACGUCGCUUGAGAGCUUUAUUCACUCGACCUCUUCAUUUGGUUCCCAGUUCGAUUUUCCUCUCCCCUGCCUCGACAGCGACGAGCGCUGCUGGACACCGAAGCGCCGACGAAAAGGCCAGGACGCGAUACGGGUCUGUUCCCCAGAGGCCGUCGUGAGCGAGGCCAACCAUGGCGUCCCAGACGCCAGCGCGACCUGUGCCCGGCGCAUUUCUCGCGACACCAGCUCCUGGUGGCCGGCCCGACCCCGUCAGACGCCGACUCUUUGACACGCCGUCAGCAUCAACACCGGCCCAGUCGCACUACAGACCCGACGCAAUCUCGAGCUCUGCCACGCAGGCAGGGCAGCUCCAGACUCAACAACCCGAGCUACCCCCAGUGGAGAAGGCCGCGAACGAGAUAAAACAUGCCCUACUACAGGACGAGAAUUACCCAGAGAUCGACUCAUUCUGCCGUCCCGGCGCGUCUUCCGACUAUGAUGUCCAGGCCAUCGAGUCGUCUUGGACCCCCUUCCAGAGGACGCAGAUGUAUCCGAUCCCCGACCGUAUCUUCGAGACUUAUAACAUGAGCCAUAUUAGUACCAAGAUGGGUCUGUUCGCCGAGAUCGGUCAUGCAUACGCCUGCAUUGACAACGCGCUGUUGAUGUGGAACUUCAACCAGCCAAACCCCGAGAUCAUCGGGUUUGAGGACCAGCCGCACAGCAUCCAAACGGUCGCGCUUGUGCCGCCCAGACCUGGCGUCUUUCUCGACAGCAUCACACACAUCCUGGUUGUUGCCACGACCAGUGACCUCAUCCUCCUCGGUCUUGCCGUAACCUCACAACCGAAUGGGACCAAGGCGGUGGAGCUGUACUCGACCAAGAUGACUUUGCACGCGCCCUCCAACAGCAUCAACAUCAUCGCGAGCACGUCUUCGGGACGCAUUUUCUUUGGCGGCGAAGGAGACACCGACAUCUACGAGCUCUGCUAUCAACAGGAAGAGAAGUGGUUCUCCGGACGCUGUAGCAAGAUCAACCACUCCCAGGCCGGCUGGUCCUCCUCCAUAACCUGGCUUCCAGGCUCUGGGUUGUGGUCGCCGCAGAGUCACGAGCAUCUGGUCGACAUCAAGGUGGACAACACAAGAAACCUUCUCUAUACCCUCUCCAACAAGUCGACCAUCAGGACCUACUCUAUCGAGAGUGCCAACAAGCUCGUUCUGCGCAUCACCAAGGAAAAGAACCACUGUUUGCGCGACAUCACGCACAUGAUUAGCCGGACGGCACUGCUUACCGACCGCGUGCGAAUCGUUUCCAUCAGCCCGAUAGCCGCACAAGAAGCGUCCAAGCUGCACCUGAUGGCGCUCACAGAUACUGGGUGCCGCCUCUUUCUCAGCGCGACGAGCUCCGCUGCCUACUCCGACACCUACUCGUCCACGUACACGGCAGAGUUGAACCCCAACCUUGCACCGCAGUCGAUGCAGGUGCAGUUCGUCAAAUUCCCACCCUCGGCGACCAACCCAGAAGCCAAUCCGCUCAAGACGAGCCAGCUUGGCUUCAGGUUUGCACCUGGCUACUUUUUCGAUUUCAUUAACACGACAGAAUCUGGCCUGACACUCUUUGUUUCAGCCCCCGAUGCUGGGCGUAUCAAUCACACGGGACUCGCCUCUGCGCUGAAGUUUUAUGAACAUGCCACCUGGGUCGAUGUUGGGUCCAAAGCGGUCGCACUGGACGUCGGGCUCAUGACCAAACCUUUCGCAGCGGCCAAGCAACCACUGGGAUUUGGAAACGAACUGGCUGUCCAGUUCGAUGACGAACCAUGCGAAGUCGCGGUUCUUACUAGCAGUGGGAUCUAUAUCAUUCGCCGCAGACGGUUCGUGGAUAUCUUCGCCGCUGCUGUGAGGGCCGCGGUCGGGGAUGAAGGGCUGGAAAAGGAGGUGCGCAAGUUUGUCCAGCUCUAUGGGCGCGUGGAGACUAUCUCGGCUGCCCUCGCUGUCGCUUGUGGCCAGGGGAGCGACCUUAGGACAGGUACGGGGCGUGCCAUCGACCAGGCCACUACAGACCGAGCCAAGACGGCCUUUGUGACCUGGGGCGGUCAGCCAACCCUUGCCGAGGCAGACGGAAAUGUCAAUCUCACUACGCCGUCGGUCAAGCUGUCGUCUCGCCAUGACGCGCUUGUGCUCUAUCUCGCUCGUCUCAUCCGGACACUCUGGAAUGCCAAGGUGAUCGAGCGCAAGAUUGAUAAGACCAGCGUGGUCGUGGUGAACUCGACGAUCCCCAUCAGCAAGCUCACCAUUGUUCAGGAGAACCUUGAGAGGCUCCGCAACUUCUUGAAAAUCAACAAGGGCAUCAUCCAGGGACUCUCCGGUCCCGCAGACCUCCAGCAUGUCAGCAGUCGGCAAGAGGAGGUUGCGCUCCAAGCCGAGCAUCAGUCGCUUCAUGCGCUCCAGAAGCUCAUGGAGAGCAUAUCAGAGGGCAUCUCGUUUGUUGUCAUGCUCUUCGAUGAGCGAGUCGCUGACAUCUACUUGCGCCUGGAUGAGAAAACCCAGAAGCAACUGCAGGAGCUCACGUAUGAGAGUCUAUUCGCGCAGUCUGCAGGAAAGGAGCUGGCCAAGCUCUUGGUCAAGGCUAUCGUCAACCGCAACAUCGAGAGCGGAUCCAAUGUGGAGACGGUCGCCGAUGCGCUUCGAAGACGUUGUGGCAGUUUCUGCAGCCCUGACGAUGUCAUUAUCUUCAAGGCCCAAGAGCAGCUCAAGCGUGCCUCGGAGCAGUCCUCCAACCCCAACUCCCAGCGAGCACUCCUCAGCGAGAGCCUGCGCCUCUUCGAGCAUGUUGCCAACAGUCUAACCUUCGCUAACCUCGAAGGUGCUGUUUCGCAGUACAUUGACUUGAAGUACUACGCUGCUGCCAUUCGUCUCUGUCUCACCGUGGCGAAGGAGAACGACCGAGGGAACUCUGCCCUGGCCUGGAUCAACGAUAAUAAGCCCGCCAACGAUGUCAGGCAGACCGCCUUCAAGCACCGCAAGCGUUGCUACGAUCUUAUCCACACUGUGCUACAGCGUCUUGAUACUGCAUCUAGCACGGAGCCCGACCUAGUUGAUGGAAAGCCAACGGUGGCUGCAACGAAACGGAAGGAGGCAUACUCGGUCGUGAAUGACUCGGACGACGAAGUGUUCCACUUUGACCUCUAUGAGUGGUAUAUUGAGCAGAAUUGGACGGACCGCAUCUUGGCGAUAGACUCGCCUCAUGUCGUCACCUUCUUGCAGCGCCUUGCCACAGUCGACGCUCACCAUGCGGAGCUCCUCUGCCGCUUCUACACGCACCGGGGGCUCUUCUUCGAGGCUGCACAGGUGCAGUCCGUGCUCGCCAAUUCCGACUUUGCCAUCGGCAUCAAGGAUCGCAUCACGCUACUCAGCCGGGCCAAGGGUAAUGCCAGCGUGUCUACCCUCAGCGGAAACCGACAGCAACAACAGCUGCUGAGCCACGAGAUCACUGAGCUUCUCGAGAUUGCACAUAUACAAGACGACUUGCUGGAGAGGCUGAGGGCAGACCGGAGAAUACCAGAUGAGCGCAAGGCUGAGGCAGAGCAAGCCCUGGACGGGCCCAUCCAGGGACUGAGCGAGCUGUUCAACACAUAUGCCGACCCUGCCGGAUACUACAACCUGUGUCUGCUCAUCUACCAUGCUGCCGACUUCCACCAGACACAACUGAUUGCAGAGACGUGGAAGAACCUUAUAAGCGUCACCCACCAGGAGAUUGAGGAGCGCCGUGAGGAGUACGAGAGGCAGCUGGCGGCAGCCCAGCGGCAUCUCUCGGAGCCGCCUCCGCCGGCACCCUACGAAUCUGUAUCGAUGCAGAUCCAGAUGAUUGCGCACCGAACAUCUCUGGAUACCAUGAUUUUCCCGAUCGACACACUCCUACCGAUUGUGUGCGAGUAUGCCAUCACGCAAGAACAGGAUGAGAGCAUCGGGGCCGACAACUCGUGGCCGGUGCUGCUCUUCCUGCAGCUGCAAGUGUCGCCUUCGGUGAUUGUGCGCAUCUUGGAGCCCAUCUUUGAGGCGCAAGAGGCUCCCUUCACCGGCCGCCGGCGGCGAUUUGUGGGUGCAUGGAUCAACACGGCGGUUGAGGCAUGGCUUCGUGAGGUCGAGCGGCAUGGACUGCAGUCGGUCAGCCGGGGCCCCGUUGGAGACGGCUCAUCAGACGGUAUCCUGGGCUCGUGGGUGUUUGAGCUUCUCGGCCGUGUGGCAGAGGACAUUGGCCGUUUGGCUGCGGCAGGUCGUGAGCACAACGCAGCGACCAUGGAGGCGGAAGAGGUUGUGCGGAGAGCCAAGCAGCUGCGUUUGUCCGUGGAAAAGGCCGUCAGACAACAAGGGCUUAACCGUACCAUGAGGUUCAUGGCAUGAAGCCCGUUAUCCUUGCACGCCACGGCAGUGGUUCGCCGUCGGUCGUCGCAUGACCAAAGCAUGGCUGGUUGCUGUUUGGACGCGAUGGGAUUGUUGUGGAUGAGUGGUAUGCCCUUCAUCGUUGUCGUGAUGCGAGGUUACACCUUGCAUGGGCUGUACUCUCCAGAUAGGGAGGCCAGCGCGAGACAGCAUGUCGUAAUAUGGGUUGGUUUUCCGUGGGGUUGGGGUGUUGGUAUAGGCUGUUCAUCUUUGUGUACAUAGCGUAUUUUCCUCCUGUGCUAAAACUUCCACCAGCCGGCGUUCAGCGCGGUUCAGUUGUGUCUAGUUUCUAUGUCAUCACACUGCUAAUCACCCAUCGACUCUGGCUUUUCUUCAUUCCAUGGCCGUUUGGAUGGCAGUUGAAGUCCAAGAUGUGGG
Molecule: messenger RNA, 4973 nt
Organism: Gaeumannomyces tritici R3-111a-1
Lineage: Eukaryota; Fungi; Ascomycota; Sordariomycetes; Magnaporthales; Magnaporthaceae
Product: nucleoporin Nup157/170
Exons: 3
Coding region: 351-4556 (1401 amino acids)
Biological process (GO): RNA export from nucleus; protein import into nucleus; protein localization to nuclear inner membrane
Cellular component (GO): nuclear pore; nuclear pore inner ring
Molecular function (GO): structural constituent of nuclear pore
Source: RefSeq, a predicted model, not a curated record